This is a messenger RNA of Chlorocebus sabaeus (green monkey), 1750 nucleotides long. The record is from RefSeq and is a predicted model, not a curated record. Lineage: Eukaryota; Metazoa; Chordata; Mammalia; Primates; Cercopithecidae.
UGCUUUUUGAAAAGUCCAGACCAGGGUCAAAAUGCACAAACUAUGGCUUACAACCUCACACCCCUGUGUAGGGCCACAGUGGAAUGUGUGAAAGAUCAGUUUGGCUUCAUUAACUAUGAAGUAGGAGAUAGCAAGAAGCUCUUUUUCCAUGUGAAUGAAGUUGAGGAUGGCCUUGAGCUCCAGGCAGGAGAUGAGGUGGAGUUCUCAGUGACUCUUAAUCAGCGCACUGGCAAGUGCAGCACCUGGAAUGUGUGGCGAGUCUGUGAGGGCCCCAAGGCUGUUGCAGCUCCUCGACCUGAGCGGUUGGUCAGUCGCUUGAAGAACAUCACCCUGGAUGACGCCAGUGCUCCUCGCCUGAUGGUUCUUCAUCAGCCAAGGGGACCAGAUAACUCAAUGGGGUGUGGAGCAGAAAGAAAGAUCCGUCAAGUUGGUGUCAUUGACUAACCACAUCCACAAAGCACAUCAUUAAUCCACUAUGAUCAAGGUGGGGGGAAUCUGGUGAAGAUUUCUGAAUAUCUCCCUCUUCAUUCCUCCUGAAAUCUGGAAUACUUAUUCUUUUGAGCUAUUACACCAGUUUUAACACCUUCCUCAUGUUGUGUUUAAAAAGUACAUUUAAGAAAACCAUUUUAAAAUAAAUUUUUUUAAAAAUUCCAGACCAGUUGUCCUGUACCAACUCUGGACUUGUCUAUUUCCAUAAUGUGUAAUUCAACUUGUUCCUCUAUUCCUUUAAAUAGGAAGAUAAGUCUAGACAAAAGAUUUAAUUAAAUUUGGGGUACACAUUUUUGGCAGUACAUCAAGGAUGAUCACACAUGCUUCACACUGCAUCCUAUCAAGAGCCACAUAAUGCUGGCUUAUUCCAGAAGUAGGGAAAUGCAGUUUGACAGCCAAAUCUCAUUGUAAAGGCAAUUCUUUUGCAAUAGGUAUCUGUGAUCCUCUGACACCUUGUAAACAAAGUUCCUCAAAAUUUUUUUCACCUAAUGGGUUUUACCAUUGAUUUUUGCCAGAUUUAAUUACAUUAAGGGUUGUAAAAUGGUAUUUUUCCAAAUCUAUCAUUCUGUGUACAUUUAAAAGAAGACAUUCUUCAAAUAAUUUUAUAACGAGUUUUCUUCUUUACUUUCAUCAUUAUGAACUUCUUUUCCUUCUUAGCAUUAUCAGCAAUAUCAGUGAUUAUUCUUUUUGAUUUUAAGUUGUCCUAAAUUUGGCCCGUGAGAAAUACCUUCGACUUGGCGCCUGUCCCCUUCUGACAUUACCCCAUUAGUCUUCACAUACUAUCUUGCUUUUUAUUUUAUUUUCUUAAUAAAAAAAAGUAUUUUAGCCACACCACCCACUUCCCCUGCUCCAAACAUGGAAUCAACCACUUCUCCAAGGAACCCUGGUUCCUGUUAGUGGGGAAUGGCAUUUAGGAACCAAAAUUUGGGUACUAAGCAUGCUCAGCACUACUGGGUACAAUGUUAAAUAUUGAGGUCUGUUUAAAAGCCUCAUUUUCUUUGUAAAUGUAUUCAAAUACAUAAAACAAUAACUUUCUGAUAAGCUAAAAUCAGUCAAUUAAGAAAUAUACUGACUGCUUGGAUUUAAUUCUAAUAUUUUUCUCAGAAGGUCUAGCUAAUUGUAUUAGAAUAAUUUUUUUUUUUAUGAUACCAACUGUGAAUUGAAUGAAAGUCAAAUAUAAGGUUGGAGGAAAAACACCUGGGGGGAACUAAACAUUUAAAUUGAUGAAAAGAAUGCUUAAUAAUUAACUCUUCAUAUAUAA